This is a messenger RNA of Trichoderma asperellum CBS 433.97, 2703 nucleotides long. RefSeq lists its product as uncharacterized. The record is from RefSeq and is a predicted model, not a curated record. Gene Ontology annotation, molecular function: hydrolase activity. Lineage: Eukaryota; Fungi; Ascomycota; Sordariomycetes; Hypocreales; Hypocreaceae.
AUGUCGGCUGACACAAAGCACGAGUCUCUCCAACCCCUCCAUCCGUCCAUGGAGGGCAAACUUGAUCCCGCCUUCGAGAAGCUCUACAACGAAAACGUUGCCCACAGGCCGCUGAAGCCAAUCGACCUCCAGGAGCUGCGUGCCACCUACUCGGUUCUCUACAGCUAUGGCAUGGCUCCCGCGCCGGACGUUGGGCGCAUCUACAACGAUGUGGUGCCACUGGCCGAUGGCACGCAGCUUCCAGUGCGUGUCUACCAACCGGAGACUCCAGGACCGUGGCCAGUGCACAUAGACUUCCACGGCGGCGGCUGGGGCCUGGGUGACCUCGAGACGGAGGCUCAUAUCUGCAAGCACUACUGCAAAAAGGCGAACGUGGCUGUCAUCGACGUCGCCUACCGCCUAGUGCCCGAGGUGCCCUUCCCUACGGCCAUCAUAGACAGCUUCGCUGCGGUCGAGUAUAUCCACCGCCAGGGCGCACAAAAGUUCAACAUCCGCCCAGACAGCAUCUCAGUUGGCGGCGUGUCUGCUGGCGGCUGCAUCUCUCUGGCAAUGGCGCACUUGGCCCGCGACGCUGCCAUUCCCCUGCGCCUUGUGGCCGUGGGAACGCCUGUUAUUGACGACCUCUCGCAGUACGCCUCGGCUAGUGACUCGCCCUGGCCAUCGAUGCGCGAAAACGAGUUUGCACCGACGCUCAAUUGGGCACGGCUGGCCUGGUUCGACAAGCUUAAGAUGUCUUCAUUGCCCACGGAGCCCGAGGCGCACGAGGCCGCCAAGGAGCGCAUCGGCUGGUUCGCCAACCUUCUCAAGGCGCCCAACUUCAAGGACUUGCCACAUACGCUCAUCUACACAGCCGGGGCUGAUCCUUUGAGGGACGAGGGCGAGAGGUAUGCGCAGCUGCUGAUCGAGCAUGGCGUCGAGGUAACGCAGCGGCGCUUCCCCGGAGUUCCGCACCCGUUUAUGCACAUGGACAAGACACUGUGGCAGGCGAGGGACUUCAUUGAUGGAACAGCAAGGGCGAUUCGGAUAGCGCAUGGUGACUCGCCGUCCCCGCUACAGAUAGAUCGGCGCCGCUCGUACAAAUCUGAUAUUAUCUACCGGGGUCCUCCUCCAUUGCAUAUUCCCGAAUCCUACUUGGUUUCUUAUACCACCUACCGCUCCUGUGGGCUCAGACAGCCUCUCCCGAUCGUCGCCCCGUCUUCGACCAGCUCUCUGCCAACUGACCCUGUUUUGGUUGAUGCCGUUACCGAUAUGUCGACCGAACUUAUUAUCAGAGGCGGCAACAGCCCGGCCAUGAGCUCUUCCAGCAGCAGCAGUAGCGGCGACAGCCAUUAUUCCACGGACCACCACUUUGGCAGCUUACCGCCUGCAUCAUCAUCAGGCAGUGGAUUUGAGCUUGGACUGCCCGUCGAUAGGGCAGCCUGGGAUGUGCACGGCUCACCCCCGGUGAGUUGGCAGGAUUCCAUUACGCCAAUGAGCUACGGCAGCCCUCACUCAGAUUCUCACGAUUCUCUAACUGUAUCACCCGUAUCAUCCAUGUCAACUCUAUCGGUGUAUAACCCGCAGUCGUUGCCGCAACUGUCAUCACCACACGAUAGAGCUUUACUCAACCAUUAUAUAACCAUUGUGUCUUCUCUGCUCUCUCGCCGCAUGUCACAUUCGAAUCCCUACAACGGCUAUCUGCUGCCUAUUGCUCAUUCCAACGAUCUCGUGAUGCACUGUGUGCUGGCUCUUUCGGCCAAUCACUGGCGCAAAUUGCAGCCUCAGCUGGCCGAAAGAGGCAUCUAUCACCAAAGCAAAGCAACCCAGUCACUGGCCAGGCUCUUGCCUCAUGUGGACAAAUCAAAUGCCGACAUUGCCCUUGUCAGCAGUCUGCUACUCUGCAUGACAGAACUGUUUGAUGGCACCAGCGAGGGGUGGCAGCUCCAUCUAAAAGGGGCCAAGAGGCUGCUGACGGCAUUGAUGAACCAGCAACAGGGAGAUCGCAUCCAUGGCCACAACAAGUUUCUCGUGCGGCUUGCUCGAUUUCUCGACUCUGCCGCUACUACAUCAACGUGCAAGCCCCCGCUUAUGGGCGAGGAUGCACACGAAGCGGCCACGCUGGAUCGUUUAACAUCUGCUCCCGACGAGGAAGAUUCUGCCAUUUAUGGCAUUCCAAAAGAACUAUUCCACCUGGUUGACGUAGUCAAUGCACUUGCUGACAAGCGGAAAACUCGCGAAGCCACACAAAUCGAAGAGCGUAUCAACCACUGGUCUUAUGAAUAUGGCGGCCUAUCACGCGCGGCUUGGACCAUUAACCUGGCCAAUGAUGAUGUGCUCCACGCAACAAUGGCUUACGAAUAUGCCAUCAGGCUUCGCCUUCACCAGAUUGUUGAGGGGUACGAGGUCAACGAUCCCAGAGUCAUUACUAACGUUGAGGGAAUCCUGGAGUCGGUGCAAAAGAUUCGCUACGGUAGUGCCUUGGAACCUUGCCUCAUGUACCCCCUAGUUAUGGCCGGGGGUGCAUGUUGGACUAUGGAGCAGCGCGUUGUCAUCCAAGACCGCCUCCUCGUCAUGGAGCGCACCUGCGGCUUUGGAUACAUUUACAAUGCGCGGGAGCUGGUAGAACGCGUCUGGAAGAUGAGAGAUGAGACCGAUGGCACCGGUACUAUUGUCAACUGGGCACGGAUUCGAUACGAGGAGAUGCAUGGCCUAGCUGUAUUCUAA